AUGUCCCGUUUGAGUUUUUCUCCGAAAAAGCAGUUGGACGCAGAUCCGUUUUUGGACUAUGAAGCUUCUACGGGUUUGUCGGAACGGUCGCACAGGACGGUAGGAUCUUUUCUUCACGACAGUGUUUCGGAAAAUGUGAAUGAGGAACCAAGAACACCGUUUUUUGGCCCAAACAGCUCAAGCUUUCAGGCCCAAAGUAUUUUUUCACCCAACUCGACUUUUCAGGGAAAAAGCCAGCAAAACCUGCGUCCCAGCUCUCAACGUAGAGGAAAAUUUCUAUUUCAGCAUGCUCGUUCAGAGACUACGAAUGUCUACGGACGCUUCGCUUCGUCCAGUCCAACUCGGCCAAGGCAGCUGGAUCUGGCCCUGACAAUGAACGACAAUAACAGCGAUACAGCCCUUGAACGUGCGACCCAACAGUUAUCACUCACAAGCCCACAGCCACAGGUCCGGAGCCGGGAACUCGAACACACAGUCCCAAACCCCGCUACUAACGAGUUUAUAUUUCGGGAGUUAAGGAGUUUGCGUGAACGGCUCGGGCAAGUGGAAGCUGAACUAGCCAGAACCAGGAUGGAAGCGACGACGACUCUUACCCGGGCGUCUCUCUCCUCGCCCGUUCCUGCUCAAAAACUACAACUUGCUCUCCAACGACUUGCUUCACACCAUCCGCCAGAUGAUGUUCUGAAACCAUUAGAACGAGCUGCGCGGAAUGCUCUAUUACUCACACAAACCUCACCGGGUCCAACGGUCGAUGCGCUGUGUCGGAGCCUUACCGAAACGUGUCUUGGUCUUGUCCAGGAAUGCUUGAACGCACGCAUGCUUGCCGACGAAUCACAAACACCACGGUUGCCUGGUCCAAAUGGCGAAGAAGAGAUGAGUGGAUAUGCCACCAUUACCGCUGCAAGCACAGGCGAAAGUGGGCGAAACAGUUACAGUUUUCCUGUCCCCACGACAGCAUUCACAGCACCGACACUGACGAACACCAACAACAACAACAACAGCAACAAUGAAGGCCUCGGUCGCUUCAGCAAUGCGCACACGAUUAUGACUACUCCCCGCUCUCAACGCAUCAUUCCGCCCACUUCGUCUCCUCUCAGCGACCGUGUCAAGACACCAGUGCUUCGAGACCGAGACGGCGACCAGAUGCCUGCAUCCUCUCGCUUCCAAUCUAAAAUUAGUCUUUCUCCCAACCGUGAGUUGCGUGCUUCUCCCGUCUCCCCGCGGUCCCCUCCGUUUCAUCGCAAACGCUUUUCAAAGACAGCUUCUAGCAACGUAUUGGUCACUCCUGCUAAUGCGUACGCACAGCCUCCAACUCAUUCUGCGCAAAGCUCACCCACUCGUUUUUCUCUCAUAGACAAGGUGUUGUCCGGUCAUCGAGAUUCCCUGUCGUGA
Schizosaccharomyces japonicus yFS275 is the source of this 1392-nucleotide messenger RNA. Its product is annotated as MT organizer Mto2. Bases 1 to 1392 code for a protein of 463 amino acids. The transcript has a single exon. NCBI's taxonomy places the organism in Eukaryota, Fungi, Ascomycota, Schizosaccharomycetes, Schizosaccharomycetales, Schizosaccharomycetaceae. The record is from RefSeq and is a predicted model, not a curated record.